Messenger RNA from Aspergillus mulundensis, 738 nucleotides. RefSeq names its product putative endoglucanase (gene xgeA). Gene Ontology annotation, biological process: polysaccharide catabolic process. The record is from RefSeq and is a predicted model, not a curated record. NCBI's taxonomy places the organism in Eukaryota, Fungi, Ascomycota, Eurotiomycetes, Eurotiales, Aspergillaceae. The transcript has 2 exons. Gene Ontology annotation, molecular function: cellulase activity. Bases 1 to 738 code for a protein of 245 amino acids.
AUGAAGUUGCUUGCUCUUUCUCUGGCCUCUCUGGCCUCGGCUGCCUCGAUUCCCUCCUCCAACAUGUUCACUCGCCGUUCCGACUUCUGCGGCCAGUAUGACACCGCCACCGAGGGUAACUUCAUUGUGUACAACAACCUCUGGGGUCAGGACAAUGCCGACAGCGGUUCGCAAUGCACUGGUGUCGACUCUGCCAACGGUGACAGCAUCUCCUGGCACACCAGCUGGAGCUGGUCUGGUGGCUCGUCCAGCGUGAAGAGCUUCGCCAACGUUGCUUACCAGUUCACCUCAACUCAGCUGAGCAGCCUGAGCUCGAUCCCAUCUACCUGGGAGUGGUCGUACUCCACCACCGACAUCGUGGCCGACGUGGCCUACGACCUCUUCACAAGCUCCAGCGCCGGCGGAGACUCUGAGAACGAGAUCAUGAUCUGGCUGGCAGCUCUGGGCGGUGCUGGACCCAUCUCCUCAACCGGCUCUUCCAUCGCGAGCGUGACCCUUGGCGGCGUCACCUGGGACCUGUACUCGGGCCCCAACGGAAGCAUGCAGGUGUACAGCUUCGUCGCCUCAUCCACCACCGAAAGCUUCUCGGCGGAUCUGAUGGACUUCAUCAACUACCUCGUCGAGAACCAAGGCCUGUCGACCAGCCAGUACCUGACCAACGUGCAGGCCGGUACUGAGCCUUUCACUGGCUCUGACGCCACGUUCACUGUUUCCUCUUACUCUGUCUCCAUCUCAUAA